AUGGCCGAACCGGCUUUUUCCAAGAUUGAAAAUUACCCUUCAGAUGAGGACUCCGAUGAUGAGACAUCAUUUGGACUUACGCUGGAGGAAAGCGGGGAAGAUGGGGGCUACCAUACUCAGAAUGACCCCAAGAACCCAUGGCAGCGACAAACAAUCACCGAGCGUCGUGGACCAGUCGACAUCCGAUGCAAGUCCCGCGAGGUGAUCCAUGGGCGAUUGAGUCCAGAGUCAUCGGACGAGUGGGAAUAUGCAACUUUCCUUGUUUAUGAUUUCUUUUUCAAUGCGAUGCAGCGCUUUCGUCGCAUAGCGUCAGUGAAUAUCACCUUCGAAUUCAGUAGUUCCGAGCCCGGAACGCCCGGUCCUCAAAUCUAUGCCGUCAGCCCAUUUGGCCAAUAUUCUAUGAUGGAGGUGGAGCAAGAGGAGACAUACAUGCGCGAAGGCGAGGCCAAGGCUGACGUGUCACCUGUUACCGGGGCGAAUUUAGGUGGUUCCUACAAGUGGAGCAGGGAGAUCAGCCGGACAACGACUCAUGAUACUAGGCUGAUAGGAAACACAAUCACCGAUAAAUACGGAAGGGAGAUUGGGGUUAACUGGGCGCUGCUUGAGAAUGAUGAGACCAACACCGGAGUUCCGUCGUUUAUGCGAACUGCAAUACUGUUGAAGAGGCAACAGAAUACCGAUUUUGAGUGCUCAGUCAAGAUCAAGACCACAGCUGAUUGGAAAACCGAGCUGAAAAGGUUUUCGGCGUCGAAGGGGAAGGAUGAUCCAAUAUUGUUCGAUCCGGAGUUGCUGCCGACAAACAAUUUGCGAAAGGAUUAUGACACGAGAAACUUAGGAGAAUCAGCCAAACCGGAGGACUGUAUCGGGGUUACGUUCUAUACCACCUUGGGAAAUGUGGUAAAAACACGCGUCCAGGGAGAUGAGAAGGGGGUUGCCAAUGUUACUGUUCAAUCAGUCAGUGAAGGAUUAGCGUAA
Penicillium expansum is the source of this 975-nucleotide messenger RNA. RefSeq lists its product as uncharacterized. NCBI's taxonomy places the organism in Eukaryota, Fungi, Ascomycota, Eurotiomycetes, Eurotiales, Aspergillaceae. Bases 1 to 975 code for a protein of 324 amino acids. The transcript has a single exon. The record is from RefSeq and is a predicted model, not a curated record.